This is a messenger RNA of Notothenia coriiceps (black rockcod), 1874 nucleotides long. Its product is annotated as monocarboxylate transporter 12-B-like. Gene Ontology annotation, molecular function: transmembrane transporter activity. Gene Ontology annotation, biological process: creatine transmembrane transport. The record is from RefSeq and is a predicted model, not a curated record. Lineage: Eukaryota; Metazoa; Chordata; Actinopteri; Perciformes; Nototheniidae.
UCGAUAGGGGACUCUUUAAUUGUGUCCAAAGAGCUUCAGGAAGAGUUCUUCCAAACGUUGACUCCUCGUUCUCCUCCACCUGUCUCAGGACUCGUCUCAGACGCUGAGCUCGCCCUGAAGCUCAGAGAGUCGGACGACAUCAUCAAGUCUCCAGAAACCAUCAUCGCCCCCCCGCCGGCGCAGAGGAGGCGCUGCUUCACUUCCUGCUUCCUGUCCAGCGAGGAGUUCCGCUUCCUGUUGCUGCCGGACUUCCUGUGCCUGGCCGUGUCCUACCUGUUCCUGGCCAGCGGUUGCAGCCUGCCCUUCGUGUACCUGGUCCCCUACGCGCUGAGCGCCGGCGUCAGACACCAGCAGGCGGCGUUCCUCAUCUCCAUCCUCGGGGUUCUGGACAUCGUGGGGAACGUCACCUUCGGGUGGCUCACCGACAGGAGGUGUCUGAAAGCGUACCGGCUGCCGUGCUACGUGCUAGCGGUAGCGAUGGAGGGUCUCUGCUGCCUCUUCGUCCCGCUGCUGCGAUCCUUCCAGCUUCUCGUUCCCUUCGCUGUUCUCUACGGAUACUUUGACGGCGCCUACGUGGCUCUGAUCCCGGUGGUGAUCUCGGACGUGGUCGGAGCGCCGUACCUUUCCUCUGCGCUCGGAGUGGUUUACUUCCUGCACGCCAUCCCCUACCUGCUCAGCCCGCCAGUCGGAGGUUGGCUCGUUGACAUCACAGGAAGUUACUCUCCGACGUUCUUCCUCAGCGGCGGCGCCCUGCUGGCCAGCGCCGCCGUGAUCUCUGCGAUCACAGGGAUCCGACGCUGCCGCCGACACCUGAACGCCUCAGAGGACAAGCCACGCCCCCUCUGCCUGCCCGACCAAUCAGAGCGCCCCGUCAGUCCAGCCGGGGCCACGUAGCCUCGGGGGGGAAAUGGGAUUGAAUCCAGACGACGACUUUAAACCCUGAGAAACUGGUUGGGUUUCUGUAACGAUGGACGUCUAAAUGGAUUUAACGAGGGUCUUAACGAGGGUCUUAACGAGCAGGACGACUCGCCUUAGAGGAACUAUGAGAGAGUUUUUGAUGGCAAACUGAAGUUCUCCUCGUCUGAAGAAACGGAGAUAAAUGAAUAAUUAAACCAAAUGUUCUCAUGUUUUUAAUUAUUUAGAGAAACUGAUGAAAUGUGUUUUUGUUUGAAACCUUAAAACUCCGGGUGGAUUAUUUCAGAGGAAUAUCCACAGAGCAGAUUGAACAAAACGACUUUAAAUGAGACCGGUUUGUUUUGAGCUUUAUAAAAUAUAGUGGUUUAAAUAAAUAAAAAAUUGGGAAAAAUUUGAUUUUUAAUAACAUUUUGAAAAAGAUAAAAAUUAAAUACUAAAUGAAUAAAUAACACAUUCUUUACAAAAACAUUUCUGUAUUUGAUUUAGUUUGAGAAGCUGCUGUUGAUGAAAUGUCUCAGGGUUUGAUCCCAGGUAUCUAUGAGCACAGGUACGCCAGGUGAACACGGGUACGCAGGGUGAACACAGGUACGCCAGGUGAACACAGGUGCGCCAGGUGAACACAGGUGCGCCAGGUGAACACAGGUACGCAGGGUGAACACAGGUACGCCAGGUGAACACAGCUGAGCACAGGUGAACACAGGUACGCCAGGUGAACACAGGUACGCCAGGUGAACACAAGUGCGCCAGGUGAACACAGGUGAGCCAGGUGAACACAGGUACGCCAGGUGAGCACAGGUAGCGCAGGUGAACACAGGUACGCCAGGUGAACACAGGUACGCCAGGUGAACACAAGUGCGCCAGGUGAACACAGGUACGCCAGGUGAACACAGGUACGCCAGGUGAACACAAGUGCGCCAGGUGAGCACAGGUGAGCACAGGUGAACACAGGUACAACACAA